Molecule: messenger RNA, 1128 nt
Organism: Trichomycterus rosablanca
Lineage: Eukaryota; Metazoa; Chordata; Actinopteri; Siluriformes; Trichomycteridae
Gene: hpcal1
Product: hippocalcin-like 1
Exons: 6
Coding region: 238-819 (193 amino acids)
Molecular function (GO): calcium ion binding
Source: RefSeq, a predicted model, not a curated record
GACGAAUCUCAGUGUAGAAGAAAUGAUGGGGAGGUUUCAAGCGGUUGUUUCAUGAAGCGAUGAAGGUUGUGUGGAAGCUCCAUUCGCUUUCUGUACUUCUUGUUACGUGUUUAUCAGAGUGACCGGUGAGGGUAGGUGUGGCACCACCACGUCCACCCAAUAUCGCACACACACAGCUUUUUAAGGACCAGUGUAAGAAACAAAGACACCCGAUUGGUCCAGCAGAAGCUUUUAAUCAUGGGAAAACAAAACAGCAAGCUGCGUCCUGAAGUUCUGAACGACCUACGAGAAAACACAGAGUUCACCGACCACGAGCUGCAGGAGUGGUACCGUGGCUUCCUGAAAGAUUGCCCUACCGGCCACUUAACUGUAGACGAGUUUAAAAAAAUCUAUGCCAACUUCUUUCCAUAUGGAGAUGCCUCUAAAUUUGCUGAGCAUGUUUUCCGUACCUUUGACACCAACGGUGAUGCCACCAUAGACUUUCGGGAGUUCAUAAUCGCGCUGAGCGUGACAUCGCGUGGAGGCCUGGAGCAGAAACUUCGAUGGGCGUUUAGUAUGUAUGACCUGGAUGGAAACGGAUACAUCAGUAGGGCAGAGAUGCUGGAGAUAGUGCAGGCAAUUUACAAAAUGGUGUCAUCGGUGAUGAAGAUGCCAGAGGACGAAUCAACACCAGAGAAACGAACUGACAAGAUUUUUAAACAAAUGGACACAGACAACGAUGGAAGACUUUCUCUGGAGGAGUUCAUCAAGGGUGCCAAAAGCGAUCCCUCCAUAGUCCGACUGCUCCAGUCUGACCACAGCACCUCCCGUCAGUUCUGAAAGCAGCAGCAUUCACAGCAAACCAGACCAAAUAUAACUCAAACAAGCGUUCCGCUGGUUGCUACAGCGUAUUACUGCAUUUCCCAGAUCGUCUUUGCAGUUGAAUUUCCCAAAGCUAGUGACAUUAUUCACAUUUUUGUUCAUGUGCUUAGGAAUGGUGUUAAAGCUAAAUUAUAUAUUACAAAACAUUUAGGCUAUUAAUGUUACUAAACUUGAUCCUAAAGAUGCAAACAAGUUAAUAGUUAAAGUUAACAAUGUCAUUCUACACAGGAAGCUGAGAGAAAGUAAAAAUGGACAAGUUUGACUCUU